AUGGCCACCACCGGACGCCCCCGUGCCAUGUCCGGCACCAUCCCCUCCAUGGAGUCCGCCGGCGAGGCCCUCAAGGACAACACCGUCAUCGUCGUCCUCGGUGCCUCCGGCGACCUUGCAAAGAAGAAGACUUACCCCGCCCUCUUCGGCCUCUAUCGCAUGGGCUACCUCCCGCGCGAUGUCAAAAUCGUCGGCUAUGCCCGCACCAAGAUGGACACCGCCGAGUACCACAAGCGCAUCACCUCCUACCUCAAGGUCGCCGACGAUGACGAAGAGGGCCAGGCCAAGAUCGCCGAGUUCAAGACCUUUUCGUCCUACGUCUCGGGCGGCUACGAGGACGGCCCCUCGUUCGAGAACCUGAACAAGACGAUUGAGAGCAUCGAGGCCAACUACCAGGGCCCCGAGAAGAACCGUCUCUUCUACUUUGCGCUUCCCCCUAGCGUCUUCAUCCCUGUUGCGCAGCACCUCCGCGAACAGUGCUACUCUACCAGCGGCAAGAACAGGAUCAUUGUGGAGAAGCCGUUCGGCAAGGAUCUCGAAUCGUGCCGCGUUCUCCUCAAGUCGCUUAAGCAACACUGGACGGAGGACGAGACGUUCCGCAUCGAUCACUAUCUCGGAAAGGAGAUGGUCAAGAACAUCCUCGUCCUCCGCUUUGCCAAUGUCGCCAUGGGCGCCGGUUGGGACAAGAACUCGAUCAGCAAUGUGCAGAUCACGUUCAAGGAGCCGUUUGGCACUGAAGGACGUGGCGGGUACUUCGACGAGUUCGGGAUCAUUCGUGACAUCCUCCAGAACCACUUGCUGCAGGUCCUGUCCGUACUCACGAUGGAGCGCCCUGUGUCCUUCUCCGCGGAGGACAUCCGUGACGAAAAGGUCAAGGUGCUCCGUGCGAUCCCUCCUAUCGAGCGCAGCGACACGCUCCUGGGUCAGUACGUCUCGGCAAAUGGAAAGCCCGGUUACCUCGACGACGAUACCGUCCCGCCGAACUCGGUCUGCCCCACGUACGCUGCGACCACGCUCUGGAUUCACAACCCCCGGUGGGAAGGUGUCCCCUUCAUUCUCAAGGCUGGCAAAGCCCUCAACGAAGCGAAGGUGGAGGUCCGCAUCCAGUUCAAGGACGUCACCCAGGGCAUCUUCAAGGACAUCUCGCGCAACGAGCUGGUGAUCCGCAUCCAGCCGUCGGAGGCCGUGUACCUCAAGCUCAACACGAAGAUCCCUGGUCUGAAGACGCGUGCGAUCCCGACCGAGAUGGACCUGACAUACAAGCGCCGAUUCACGGACGCGAAGAUCCCUGAGGCGUACGAGGCUCUUAUCCUCGACGCGCUCCGUGGUGACCACUCGAACUUUGUCCGUGACGACGAGCUGGACGUUGCGUGGAAGAUCUUCACCCCUAUCCUGCACUGGAUAGAGGGCAAGAGCGGCCCUGCGCCGAAGCCGGUCCCGUACCCGUACGGCUCGCGCGGUCCGAAAGAGCUGGAUCCCUUCAUCGGAAAGUACGGCUUCAGGCGGACUGUGCAAGACUACACCUGGCCAACGUCGAACAUCUCCGUUUUGUGA
Epithele typhae is the source of this 1554-nucleotide messenger RNA. RefSeq names its product glucose-6-P dehydrogenase. NCBI's taxonomy places the organism in Eukaryota, Fungi, Basidiomycota, Agaricomycetes, Polyporales, Epitheliaceae. Gene Ontology annotation, cellular component: cytosol. Gene Ontology annotation, molecular function: NADP binding; glucose-6-phosphate dehydrogenase activity. The transcript has 7 exons. Bases 1 to 1554 code for a protein of 517 amino acids. The record is from RefSeq and is a predicted model, not a curated record. Gene Ontology annotation, biological process: glucose metabolic process; pentose-phosphate shunt, oxidative branch.